GGGGAAAGGACAGAGGAACUUCCUUUUUCGGCUCACUUAUGGGAGGAGAAUGGCGUCGCGGGUCCUCUUCCGGUGCCUCGAGGGUCGAAGCGGCUCCCGGGAGGUUCAGCAGCCAUUUUUUAAACACUAAUGAAACUAAUCCAUUAAUAUGAAUCGUAUAGACAGAGAAGAUGUCAAGAAAAGCACUCCGGACAACAGAGAAUGAGAAGCAGCAUUAAAAUGCAAAACAAACCAUCAAUCAAAAUCUUUUCCAUGGCGGGAGACAAAGGAGAGAAUAACAGGAACAGAGAUUUCAGGUAGAAAAAAAUAUGGAACUCAAGAAAAUAUUGCAUGAAAAAGUACAAAGGCAUUAAUGAAAGCGUUUGAGGAAGGAAAGCAUCUUGGAUCAAAGCACCACCAGACAAGGUCAUCAGAAAUAUUUUUGACCUCCUCAUGAAUCCAAGAAUAUCAGUGUUGGAAAAAUCCCACUGACUGCCUAUUUUGGGAAGAACACAGAUUGCAGAUCACAUCUGAUGUUUGCAUAAGUCCAUCCACCUCUUGAAAACCCAUGCAAAUGUUUGGAUGGUGGCAAAAGCUUUACUCAGAACAGCACUCCCAUUAUUCAUGGAAGGACCGAUGCAGGAGGAGCAGCUCUACCAGUGCUCCCAGUGUGGGAAAAGAUUUAGCAAGAACACCAAUCUGGUGAGACACAAGAGAACUCACAUUAGGGAGAAACGCUUUGAAUGUCCCGUUUGUGGGAAAAGUUUCAGUCAGAAUUCCAACCUGGUAAAGCACCAGUGGACUCACACGGGAGAUAAACCAUAUCAAUGUUUGGAUUGUGGAAAAAGUUUCAGUCAGAAUUGCCAUCUCGACAUACACAGGAGAACUCACACGGGAGAUAAACCAUAUCAAUGUUUGGAUUGUGGGAAAAGUUUCAGUCAGAGUUCCCAUCUUGUCAUACACAUGAGGACUCAUAAUGAGGAGAAACUCUUUGAAUGUCCUUUUUGUGGGAAAAGUCUCAGUCAGAAUUCCAGUCUGAUAAAGCACCAAAGAACUCACACGGGAGAGAAAUCAUAUGAAUGUCUGUAUUGUGGGAAAAGUUUCAGUCAUAAUUCCAACCUGGUGAUUCACCAGAGGACUCAAACAGGAGAGAAAUCAUAUAAGUGUCUGGAUUGUGGAAAAAGUUUCACUGGGAAUUCAAAACUGGUGAGACACCAGAAAACUCACACAGGAGAGAAACCAUAUGAGUGUCUGCAUUGUGGAAAAAGAUUCAGUGAGAAUUCCAACCUGGUGAUACAUGAGAGAACUCACACAGGAGAAAAACCGUUCAAAUGUCUGGAUUGUGGGGAACGUUUCAGUCAAAAUUCCUACCUGGUGGGACACCAGAAGAUACACACAGGAGAAAACCCAUAUGAAUGUCCUGAUUGUGGGAAAAAAUUCUUUCGAAAUUCCAGCCUGGUUAGACAUCAGAGGACUCACACAGGAGAGAAACCAUAUAAGUGCCCAGAUUGUGGGAAAAGUUUCAUUCGGAAUUCCUGCCUGGUAAGACACCAGGGGACUCACACGGGAGAGAAACCAUAUGAAUGUUUGUAUUGUGGGAAAAGCUUCAGGCUUAAUUCCUUCCUGUUUAGACACCAGAAAACUCACACAGGAGAGAAACCAUAUGAGUGUCUGCAUUGUGGAAAAAGAUUCAGUGAGAAUUCCAACCUGGUCUUACAUGAGAGAACUCACACAGGAGAAAAACCAUUCAAGUGUCUGGAUUGUGGGAAAAGUUUCAGUCAGAAUUCCUACCUGGUGGGACACCAGAGGAUACACACAGGAGAAAAACUAUAUGAAUGUCCUGAUUGUGGGAAAAAUUUCAUUCGAAAUUCCCACCUGGUUAAUCAUCAGAGGACUCACACAGGAGAGAAACCAUAUAAGUGUCCAGAUUGUGGGAAAAGUUUCAUUCGGAAUGCCAACCUGAUUAGACAUCAGAGGACUCACACAGGAGAGAAACCAUUUGAGUGUCCAGAUUGUGGGAAAAGUUUCCGUCAGAGUUCCCACCUAGUUAAUCAUCAGAGGACUCACAAAGGAGAGAAACCGUAUGAGUGCCCAGAUUGUGGAAGACGUUUCACUUGUAAUUCCUACCUGUUUAGACAUCAGAGGACUCACACAGGAGAGAAACCAUAUGAAUGCCCAGAUUGUGGAAAGAGUUUCUCUCAGAAAUAUAAUAUGGUGAAACAUCAGUCUACUCACAUAGAAGAGAAAUCAUAUAAAUGUCGUGACUGUGGGAAAUGUUUCAGUCAGAAUUCCUACUUGGUAAUACACCAGAGGAAUCACACGGGAGAGAAACCGCAUGAGUGUAUAGAUUGUGGGAAAAAUUUCAGAUGGAACGCUGAGCUGGUGAUACACCAGAGGACUCACACAGGAGAGAAGCCGUAUGAGUGUCCGGAUUGUGGGAAAGAUCUCAGUAGUAGGUCUAGCCUUAUAAAUCAUGUAAGGUUACACACAGGAGAGAAACCAUUCAAAUGCCCAGAUUGUGGAAAAUGUUUCACAUAUUAUACUGCCUUUUUCAGACACAAGAAAUCACACAGGCAAAAUUUGAUGUGUGUAGAGGAAUGUUGAAUUUCAUUUUUCUUCUCUAAUAGGAAGCACAGCUGAGAAACUAAACUUUUAAUUUCUUGCCAUAUUCUUUUUAGUCAGAUGUGUUUUAGUAUCAAACAUGAGGGAGAAGAUCUGAGCUUUCUUUCUCUGGCCCAGUGUGGUCACUCCCUUCCACAGAGUCAAGGGGAACUGCUGUGCUGGGACAGUGAAAGCCAGCUUGCAUCUGUAUUAAGUGUGUUUGCCGCCUUGAGUUACUUCUACACAUAAAUAUAUUAUUUGUUAAGAAAAUGUAUAUGCCAGGCCACCUGGCUCUAUUAUGGCCCUCCUUGUGCCAUUCUUGUUCAAAAGUGGUCAUCUUUCUCCUUGCAAAGAGCUAAAUUGGAGACGUUAACCACAGGAUUAGAUCUUCCUUGCUUUAACGAAGACUAGGAGGAUAAUGGCCUGCCAUUCUUCAGGGGAAAGAGUGUCUCAUAGGGCAGUGUCUGCCGCAGAAAAGGCUCACUUCCUAGCUCCUAUCAGAUGACAAUAGUUAAGGAAAGGGGCUAGGUGCACUUAUCUGACCUGGUAGAACAGAUAGAUGCAGAAAUAAUAAAGUGGAACAUUUUAUUUGGUCCUGAGGGGGCUUGAAGCUAACUCAGCCCUCUGUCCUUCUGAGAUCGGUAAACUGAGAACCCAGAUUGUUGGGGAGAAUAUGCUGACACUGUAAGCCGAGAGUGCUAUAAAGCACAUUGGGGUGGUGUAUUAAUGCCAAGUGCAAUUGCUACAAUAAAUAAAUACCUUUAAAUGUGA
Crotalus tigris (Tiger rattlesnake) is the source of this 3351-nucleotide messenger RNA. Its product is annotated as zinc finger protein 883-like. NCBI's taxonomy places the organism in Eukaryota, Metazoa, Chordata, Lepidosauria, Squamata, Viperidae. The coding region runs from base 562 to 2583 and encodes 673 amino acids. The transcript has 2 exons. The record is from RefSeq and is a predicted model, not a curated record.